Molecule: messenger RNA, 1338 nt
Organism: Brassica napus (rape)
Lineage: Eukaryota; Viridiplantae; Streptophyta; Magnoliopsida; Brassicales; Brassicaceae
Exons: 2
Coding region: 1-1338 (445 amino acids)
Source: RefSeq, a predicted model, not a curated record
AUGUUUCGUCCAAAGAAAAAGAAGGAACUCUCCCUCAUGGAGGAGCUUAGAGAGCUUGAGAUGCUGGAGGAGGGAGAGAUGGUAGACAUCCCAGAGAUUGAAAAUGAUGACCUCAUAGAAGAAAACUCCCUAAGCGUGGUAGUAAGAUGCCUCAACCCAUCAGCUCAUAAAGUGGGAGGGCUCGUCAAAGCACUUCCACCUAUCUGGGGGCUAAAAGACAGAGUUCAUGGAAGAGGAGUAGGAGAGAACAGAGUCCAAUUCAUAUUUCAGUUUGAGCAAGAUCUCCACCACGUUCUCACUAGAGGUCCCUGGUUCGUAAAUGGCUGGAUAGUAUCUCUAGACCAAUGGUCCCCUAACCCGGGGCCAUAUUUCCUCAAAAGGAUACUCUUCUGGAUCAGAAUAAGAGGUCUCCCAAUCCACCUCUUGAAGAAGCAAGCAGUUGAGAGUCUUAUUGGACCUCUGGGAAAGAUAGAGAAGAUAGAACUGCACGCAAAAAACUCAUCCUCAGUGGAGUACAUCAGAGCCCUGGUAUGGAUUAAUACGGAGGAGCCACUGCAGUUCAGAAGAAUCGCUAGAUUCAAAUCAGGUGAAGUGAUACCCACAGAGCUGGAGUAUGAGAAGCUCAUCAAGAUAUGCUUCGCCUGCAAGCGACUGAUGCAUGAUCAGACCAGAUGCCCAGAAAAUACAAUUGCAUAUGGCCCCCCUGUACGAGGCCCUGCGUUGGGGAAAGAAACUCAACAACCUGAGAACAACAUCAGAAAGGCUUCCCAUCCAGGCUCAAGCUCCAGGAGUGGUCAUGUCCCAGCACAACGUUCAAAGACAUUGACGACCCCGAGAUCAACAAAAGCGCCAGAACAGCGCUACAAGGAGGACAUGAAAGGAAAGAGAGCUGCAACGGCUACAAGACAGACUGAUAGUGCGGAAAAGGAAUCAGGAAACUCAGACAAAAAACAAGAAGGUAGAUUCAGCAAAGGAAGCCUUAGUCCCCCGUCGGUGUUUGAAAGGUUAAGCUCCCACGCUGCUAACUCUCCUGAACUUAAAAGAGGAAUCUUAGACUCAGCAUCAACCAAGAGAAGAAGAUCAAGCAAUAGUGGAGAGAGAGGCAACAAAAAAGCUCGCUUGGGAACUAAGGAAGACAACCUGUCUCCUCCUUCAGUUUUCCAGAGACUUGGUACACAAGGUAGAGGUUCUGAUGGCAAAAACUCCGGGGAAAAAUUACAUUCUGCUCAUGUAGCAGCCCAGAGCCCAAACCAUUCUGUCAUACGGAUAGCAUUGGAAAGUGGCAAAGUAGUUGAAGAAGGGUUGAUGGUGAAUUCCAACCCUUUGACACCCAAAUGA